Messenger RNA from Lachancea meyersii CBS 8951, 3057 nucleotides. Lineage: Eukaryota; Fungi; Ascomycota; Saccharomycetes; Saccharomycetales; Saccharomycetaceae. The record is from the annotation of a GenBank genome assembly.
AUGUCAGAACAAGCCCAGACUGCCAAGAGCGAUAGCUACUCGGCAAGUGUUCCCGGGAACAACCAAUUGUUGCUCAAGUUCAUCAAUUCGGCACAUUUCACGCUUUACAACAAUAUCGAGUACUUGACACGAUAUUCGCACAAUAUCGGCAUACACUUUUAUCUGUGCCAAAAACUGCUCAGCUUUCCACACAACGAGCUGCAAUUCUAUAUCCCACAGUUGGUACAAGUACUACUUACGGUGGAAACUGAGUCGAUCGCGCUGGAAGAACUGUUGCUCAAACUCAGCGCCGAGAACCCUCAUUUUGCGCUUUUGACCUUUUGGCAAUUGCAGGCUCUACUGGGUGACCUCUCUUUGGACCCGUCAAGCUACGGUUUUCAAGUGGCUCGCAGAACCAUCAAUAGUUUACAAAAUGUUCUUUUCAAUCCCUCGAAAAGUGCCCCAGAAAACGAAAAAAUGAAUGAGAAUAUCGCGCCAGCGCUAAUACUUUGUUCCUUGGUAAUGAGCGCAUGUGCUCUUCCGACAGUGCUAGAGGUCACCAAACCACUCAUACAGUCUCAGGGAAAACGUCAGAAAAGUUAUAUUUUCAAACUGGCCAAGAAUGCGAUGAAGAACCUAACUAAAAACCUUACGAUCAAAAACACUCUAACGAAUCAGAAGCGUACUUCAACGGUUGGCGCCAAUGAAGUCUCUUCGCCUGUGGAACUAGUAGACAGUGUGACUACCAGAGAAGACACUUUAUUCAAAAAACCCAGACAAAAGUCUGUCACCUCACUAAAUUUCGAUAUAAUUGACGAUGUGGGAGAAAAGAUGUUUCAGGAUCGUAUUUCAACUUCUAUCAAACAACCUAAGCGAAAGUCAAGAGUCACGGACCAGUCGUAUGUGCACAGAGUUUACCAACAGUCCAAAGAAGUCGGUGCAACCGACUCGUUUUACGAAGAAGACUACACCAUCUCAUUACCAGAUCUGCAUAAGAAACAAGCCAGAGGCACUGUUGGAAAUUCGCUCGUGUCUUCGAGAUCUCAUGAUGAGAUUGACAACUCCGACGAGGCAAAGAGCAUCAACUCAACUACCAUGGGUUUCGCUGCGUCUCCUGAAUAUAACAAAGCAACUUCAUUAGGGAAAUGGUCGCGGAACGGUUCGAAUGGAGUGAAAUUAGAGCAUCUUUCUACACCGAAGAAAAUUAAACUUUUGAAGUCCAACUAUUUCAGGUGUGAGACUCAGCUGGCAAUUGCACUCGAGUCGAUUUCUCAAAGACUGGCACAAGUCCCUACUGAGGCACGCUUAAGUGCUCUCCGAGCUGAACUGUUACUUUUGAAUAGGGAUUUACCUGCCGAGGUUGAUAUACCUGCACUACUACCAGCAAACAAGAAGGGAAAGCUUCACAAACUUGUCAACAUCACAGCAAAUGAAGCACAAGUUUUAAACUCCGCUGAGAAGGUUCCAUUUCUGCUGCUCAUUGAAUACUUAAGAGAUGAAAUGGACUUCGACCCGACCACGGACGAUAAUGAAAGGGUUCUUAGAAAGAAUCGGGGAGACAACAGCUUCAUUUUCGAUCUGGCCUACAUAUCCAAGGACAUCCAUUCUAAUGGUGCUGUUAUAGAUGCCAGCGGGGAGAUCAAGAGCUCCAAUUCUGACACGAGCUCGUACUCGACUGGUGAGAACUCGUCACUAACUCACAACAAGGAGGUGGAUCUGGGUGAUAUGUCCGUUGUCAAACUAACAAAUCGCAACGAGGUCGAGACCUACAGGCGGGAACUGAUGGUGCAAUCGGCCGCGAAAGUUCCUGUAAUACCUGACGACUCCACGAAUAGAAAUCCGGAAUUGCAAUUUAUCAACAAUUUGGAAGAGAUCAGCACGAGUCUAGAAGGCGUCGAGCUCGAUGGGCUCAACGCUUCGUCCGCAGAAGAUCUCGCAACACAAAUGCGCAUUUCUGCUGUGAUGCUUGCGCAGCUCGACAAAUCUCCGCAUCAGCUUCAUGGUGCAACCAACCAGAUCAGGGCUAAAAUCAUUGCGUCAAUGCAAGAAGUCCAAGAUAGAUUUGGCUUCAGAGACUUGGAAGCCAUUCAUGGGAUGGCUGGGGAAAGAAAGUUGGAAAAUGAUAUGAAAACUGGUGGUCUCCAGGGAACCAAGAUGGAUACUUCAUAUUUGGGCGAAGACUGGAAUGCCAAGAAAGAGAGAAUAAGAGCCACGUCCGAAUUUGGCAAUUUGGAAAAUUGGGAUUUGUGUUCCGUUAUUGCCAAGUCGGGUGACGACUUGAGACAGGAAGCAUUCGCGUGCCAAUUGAUUCAAGCCAUGGCCAACAUAUGGGCCCGUGAAAACGUUGACGUGUGGGUCAAGAAAAUGAAGAUUUUGAUCACGAGCGCCAACACAGGUCUUGUGGAGACGAUUACCAACGCAUUGUCCGUCCACAGUAUAAAAAAAUCGCUGACUAAGAAGAUGGUCGAGGACGGAGAUAUCAAUGAAAAGGGUCAGAUAGCAAGCCUAAAGGAUCACUUUAUCCGUGCUUACGGCGAUCCUACUGGAUUUCGGUUCAAGAGGGCACGCGACAAUUUUUGUUCGAGUUUGGCCGCCUACUCUGUCAUCUGCUAUCUUUUGCAAGUGAAAGACCGUCACAACGGUAAUAUCAUGGUCGACAACGAGGGCCAUGUGAUACACAUCGAUUUCGGGUUUAUGCUUUCGAACUCUCCGGGCUCGGUUGGCUUCGAAGCCGCUCCCUUCAAGCUAACCUACGAAUACAUUGAUCUUUUGGACGGCGUGAACUCGGACUCCUACAAAAAGUUCGUGACUUUGACCAAAGAUGCGUUCGGUGCUUUACGAAAAUACGUUGACCAGAUAGUGUCCAUGUGUGAGAUCAUGCAAAAAGAGAACAUGCAGCCCUGCUUCAACGCAGGCGAACAGACUAGCGCCCAAUUAAAGCAGCGAUUCCAACCGGGAUUGUCAGAUGCAGAGUGCGACGAUUUUGUUGAGAACGUCCUGGUCGGGAAGUCACUGGGAAGUAUCUACACCAGACUUUACGACCAGUUUCAAUUAGUUUCUCAAGGAAUUUAUUCUUAG